AUGGCCAGCUCCAGUCCAGGCGCUGCCCGCCCUGCCCGCCCUGCCACGGGGCCAGUGGCGGGGACCCCGGCGGGCGUCGCCCUGGUGGCUCCAGAGCCGGGGCUGGCGUUCGGCCACGCCGCCGGCCCCUCGGGGGGCCCUAUCGGUGGCCCCGCAGGAGGGCCCAGUCCCGCAGCGCAGCUACGGGCCGCGGCGGCGAGGGGAGACCUUCAGGAGGUGGUCCGCCUGCUCGGGGAGGGCGCCAAGCUGCUUCCAGAUGAGGAGGGCCGCACGGCGCUGCACUUCUCCGCCUCGGCCGGCCACGCCGACGUCGCGGCCGCGCUCAUCAUCGCGGGGGCCGGCGUCAACGCCACGGACUCGGCGGGGUGCACGGCGCUGCAGAGGGCGGCGGCGGAGGGGCACUUGGACCUGGUGAAGCAGCUCAUAAAGCACAAGGCCGAUGUCAACAUGCAGGACAACGGGCCCGGCAACACGGCGCUCCACGAGGCGUCCUGGAAGGGCUUCUCGCGGUGCGUGCAGGCGCUGUGCGGCGUCCGCGGCGCCGACCUGUCCCUGCGGAACCACGCGGGCUUCGCGCCGCUGCACCUCGCCUGCCAGAACGGCCACAACCAGAGCUGCCGCGAGCUGCUGCUGGCCGGCUGCGACCCGGACGUCAGGAACAACUACGGUGACACGCCGCUGCACACGAGCGCGCGCUACGGCCACGCCGGCGUCACGAGGAUCCUGGUGAGCGCCGAGUGCAAGGUGUCGGAGCAGAACAAGAACGGCGACACUGCUUUGCACAUCGCGGCCGCCAUGGGCAGAAGGAAGCUGACGAGGAUUCUGCUGGAGGCGGGCUGCACCAAGAGCCUCAGGAACAAGCAAGGGGAGACGGCGCGCGACAUCGCGACCCGCAAGGAACUCACCGAGAUCCUCACUAUCUUGAACAACCCCGUGAUCCCUAUGCCGAGGCACAAGGACGCUAGCAAGGAGAUCACCAGCAGCAGCAACAACAAUAACAACAACAGUAAAAAGAAGAAGGCGGGGCGAUCGGGUCGAGGCUCCGGGUCGCGCUCGGGUUCGCGCUCCGGGACUGCCAACGGUCCGGCCGCGGCGGGCGGCGCGGCUGCAGGCGCGGGGCCUCCUCGUGCUGCUGCAGGGGCAGCGGGCGGCACCGGGUGGUCGCCGUACGGCUGCCACUACUACCCCGACACGACGUCCUUCCCGCAGCCGCGCCUCGACUCGCUGCCGCCCGAGCCGCUGCGCAAGGGCGAGCAGUACUACUUGGACCUGGCGGGCAACAUCCGCAAGGGCCCCGUGGGCGUCGGCUACACGUGCUACUGCGCGCCCUUCUUCCGGCACAUGGAGCAGCGCCUGGACCGCGACAAGCAGGACCUCAAGCGGCACAUCAACCAGGCCGUGGAGGGGCUGGAGCGGCGCACGCAGGGACACAUCUCGCAGCUGACGCGGUCCCUGGCGGCGGAGCGCGCGCGCUGCUCGCAGCGACACCUCCACCUCCAGCAGUGGCUGCGCGGGGUCGGGGCGCGGGGCGGCGCCGCGGCCGACGCCGUGCUCGGCGGGGGCGUGCCGCGGGCGCGCAGCGUCGACUCGCUGCUGGAGCGGCCGCUGCACCACGAGGCGGCCCUGCUCGAGGAGGGCCAGGCCGUCCUCGACGUCGGCGACGAGAUGGAGGUGCUGUCCGAGGGCGACAACACGGCGCGCCGGAAGGAGAGCUUCUUGCGGCGCGGCGGCCGCGGCAAGAUGCCGCGCCUGCGUCCCGGUCUCAGUUGGGACGUGCUGGCCGAGGCCGACAAGGUCAUGGCCGCCACCGACCCCAGCCACAGGCCGCACGACCCUCUGCUCAGCGUGGCCAGGCUGCAGAGCAGGGCACGCCGGCAGCAAGCGCUGCAUCAGCAGCAACAGGAGCAGCACGAGCAGCGGCUCCACGACAUCGCGGCCAGCUUGCCGUCCCACCAAGACCUCGGCGUCCUGGACGAGCGCGUGUCGCAGUGGCGCGGCCAGCAGAGGCGACUCAUGCUGGAGGUGGCGCGCGCCAGCCGCGAGAUCGCCGAGCUGAAGAGGGUCACGGGCAGGGACCGUGGCCGAGGCAUCGGCAGCUCAGGGUCGGAGCUGGACAGCAGAGGGCGGGACAGCCGCGCCAGCCGCAACGGGCGCGACAGCCGCGGCAGCAGGGGCAGCAGGGGCAGCAGGGGCAGCAGGGGCAGCAGGGGCAGCCGCGGCACCACACGCAGGCUGCAGACGCUGGACCAGGUGGACGAAGCAGGCGGCCGCAGCUCGCCCAGCUCGGGGCCCGGGCCCGGCCGCUCCGUGCAGUACCUCCACGCUGAGGUGCACGCGCCCCCCUCGUCCUCGGUCACGGCCUCGGCGUACCGGCGCAGCCGCAGCCAGGAGCUGCUCCGCGUCGAGCCCAUCGUGGCCGUCUCCCGGUCGCCGACGCCGCCCCCUGGCGUGGGCGGCCACACGUCGCCGUCACCCUCCCAUUCGCCCUCGCCGACGCCGUGCUCGCCCGCGGCGCGCGCCUCCCGCUGGCACGGCGUCAGCGUCACGGCGGAGGACAUCGAGAACUGGCGCCGGCUGGACCGGCUGCGUGCGCUAGACCUGGACCAGGAGGGUGACCCCGACGGCGGCGGCAUGGUCAACAACCCGGACUACGAGGUGCAGGUGGAGGACGGCAUCCUGUUCAGCUCGGACCUGCGCGACUUGAGGGAGCUCCGGGAGCUCCGGGAGCUGAUGGACCUGCGAUUGCCGCCGCUGCCGCAGCCGCAGCAGCCCACGGCGGCCAUGCGGGCGCAGCAGAACAUGCAGCAGAGCGCCGCGCCUGAGCCCACCUGCAGUGUCAGCAGCAUCCCCACGGGACCGAGAGGGCUGUCCAGCGCGCCGCCCCCCGCCGCCGCCGUCCUGCACCCCAAGCCCAAGUUCGCGGCGCCCUUCCACCAGCAAGGGCUUCCAGCGCACAGCCCGCAGGCGCCGCAGGGCCCCAAGGGCGACGUGGUGCCGCUGCCUCGGGGCGCCUCCAGCGCGUCCGCCAACGCGUCCUCCAACGCGUCCGCCAACACGGCCGCCACCGCUGCGCCGGUGCCGCUCAAGCGAGGCGCGCACGUGCCGCUGCGGAAGUCGGUGCACGACAUGGUGGCGCGCAUCCAGACGCACAUGCUCAACAACCUGAUGGGGCGGCAGGGCGGCAAGGCCAAGGACCAGCACGGUGACGCCCCCGCCGCCGCCCCCGCCGCCACCACCACCGCCGCCCCCAGGGAGAUGGCCAUCGACGUGGGCGACUGCGUGCAGGUGCAGGCCCGCCGCGUGCAGGCGUGCCACCAGGACGACGACGACUCCGAGUCCAGCGACGGCGAAGAGAUUGGCGCCGUGCCCAGCCCCAUGGGCAGCGGCCUUGGCCACGGCCUCGGCCACGGCCCGGACUACGAGAACGUGUCGCGCUGGAGAGAGGAGCGUGACCGCGAGCGGGACCGCGAGCGCCACCUGCAGGUGUCCGAUCUGCCCUACCGAAGCCGCACUGCCGUGUACAGCCCGGACGCGGACCCCGACUUCCUCGACAUCCCCAUGACCAACGGCCACGGCGUCAACGGCCACCCUAUCAACGGCCACGCCGUGAACGGCCUCAGCAUCAACAGCCGCCCCAUCAAUGGCCACCCCGUCAAGGUGCUCGGCAUCAACGGGCAUGUCAACGGCCUCAGUGUCAACGGGCUUCACCAGGAAUCGACGGGGAUGGUGAACGGUCUGAGGGAUGGACCGCACACCCUGGCCCUCGGGCACGCCAUGACCCACCCUCUGAACCAUCCCCUGGGGCUGGGGCCGCUGGGCCUGCACCACAGCCCCGCGGGCACCCCGGACCUGGAGCUGGAGGUCCACGGCCACCCCCUGGGCCACCCCUUCCACCACCACCACCACCACUACCCCUACUCCGGCAACAGCGGCAGCAACAGCGGGAGCGGCAUGUACUCGCCGGACCACGGGGACUCUGGGUACAGCACCAGGCUGGGAGGCAGCUCCAACUCCAAGGGCACGUCGCCAUCACUGUCCGGGCUUGACAGCGAUGGGCUUCUGCAGAAUGCAGCUCCGCGCAGUGCUGCCGCUCUCAACAUGGCCAAUGCUGCAGCUGCUGCUUUGGUGCACCAGCGACACACGAAUGCAAGCCUCGUGUAAAUCAUGUACUCUUUAGUGUUUUGUAAUUGUAUUAAAAAAAUUGUAUAAAUGAUGCAAACUAUUUAUGUUGAAAAAAGAAUUAACUUGGUGAAUAGAGAAUUUAUGUUGUGAUAUGUUGUAAAUAUGUCAUUCUAUGUCAAACCAACUGCUUCAGAUUGUUGGUUUACUGAAGUCUACAUUUUAGUAAAUAAUGUAGCAUACAAUGGUUUGAAGAAAAAUUCAAGCUAGUGCAUACCAAAAAACCAGGGCUGUGUUGGUUUGGCAAAGAAUGAUUUUUGGAAGAAAUUCCUUUGAAAAUGCUGAGUGCAAAUUUUGUUGCCUACAUGAAUGUAAUAAUAGUCUUCAAUAUCUGUAACUAUUUUAACUAUUGUUGAUCAUUUCCUUCUCAUAAGUUAUGUUUAGUGUUGAUGUUAAAAGAAAAACGUACAAAUAAAGUUUUGCCUCAAGUUAA
Thrips palmi is the source of this 4612-nucleotide messenger RNA. RefSeq lists its product as uncharacterized. Lineage: Eukaryota; Metazoa; Arthropoda; Insecta; Thysanoptera; Thripidae. Gene Ontology annotation, molecular function: protein binding. Bases 1 to 4161 code for a protein of 1386 amino acids. The transcript is spliced from 10 exons. The record is from RefSeq and is a predicted model, not a curated record.